This is a messenger RNA of Metopolophium dirhodum (rose-grain aphid), 897 nucleotides long. RefSeq lists its product as uncharacterized. The transcript has a single exon. Lineage: Eukaryota; Metazoa; Arthropoda; Insecta; Hemiptera; Aphididae. Bases 1 to 897 code for a protein of 298 amino acids. The record is from RefSeq and is a predicted model, not a curated record.
AUGAAUGACAAUAAGUGGACGAAAGAAAAUAUAAUUCGUUUAAUCGAGCUAUAUGAAAAUGAAAAAUGUUUAUGGUACACAAAGUCAUCGGAUCAUAAAAAUAAAAUAAAACGGACCGAUGCAUUUAUAAAAAUUGCCAACGAUCUUAAUUUUGAAGAACAAGAGGUGAGAAAAAAAAUGGAUUCUCUUCUUACACAAUAUCGUAGAGAAAAAAAAGCAUUAGUAUUAAAAUCAGGAAUGUCAAGUGAUGAUUUAAAAACACCAUGGUACGCUUAUAAAUAUUUUUAUUUUAUGAACAACAAAAAUGAUCCUCGAAAAACGCGGUCUAACACUAAUGAAGAUGUGUAUAGUGAAGAGGAUUGCGAUAUACUUGAUAUUGAAUCAGUUAAUGAGGAUAACGAAAAUGACAAUGAAAAAAAAUCCGAAUAUUCGGAAUACUCGAGUACAGAAAGUCCCAAAACCAAAAAGAAAAAACUAUUUAUAUCACCAAAACCGGCAAAAAAAGUUCCGAGAAAAAAAAACCAAGAAGACGAACAAGUUAAAGAAGCUUAUUCUAUUAUGACGUCAUGUUACUCAAAACUACAAGAUCAGCAACCAAGGGAUGAUUUAAAAGUUUAUGGAGAAUCCGUUGAAUUUAGACUACGUAAAAUACAAAAUCCCAUGAGCGUAUGUCUACUGAAAAAUCAAAUAGAUAAUCUAUUAUUUCAAGCGGAAAUGGAUCAAUAUAAACAAGUUACUGUUCCUGUGCAAUCAACACCACUUUUGUCUGAAUUUCAGCCAACAGCAUCAAAUUCGCCAUCACCACAGUCAGCUACAUCAGUGACACCACAUCCUCAUCAAAUACAGUUACAAAACUACGACAUGCAAAAUCACUUUGAAAAUUCUCAAUUUUAUUAA